This is a messenger RNA of Cyprinodon tularosa, 2179 nucleotides long. Its product is annotated as germ cell-specific gene 1-like protein. The transcript has 5 exons. Gene Ontology annotation, cellular component: plasma membrane. NCBI's taxonomy places the organism in Eukaryota, Metazoa, Chordata, Actinopteri, Cyprinodontiformes, Cyprinodontidae. The coding region runs from base 331 to 1215 and encodes 294 amino acids. The record is from RefSeq and is a predicted model, not a curated record.
AAAGUCAGCAGCAGCCAGAGAAGGAGAGCAUGAGGAGAAAAUCCCACACUGAUGCAAACCACCAUCAAAUCCUCUCACAACGUCACGUCUGUGCAGGCUCAGGGUGAAGCGCGCGUGUGAAUUAGAUUGUAAAAAAUCACCUUGCCUUCCGUCUGGGCUCCAUGUUGGAGAUGUAGCCUGUCUGCGGGCUGCUUUUUCCUCAAACUUUUGGGUCUCCAAUGCGACCGUCUCCUCAGGGGGUGCGCUUGUGCGUCUCUUCCACCUCGCACCCAUGAACUUCUGGGCCCCGCGCGCGCCGCUGAUGCUGCUGAGGCUCGUGCAUCCUUCAAGAUGAAGACGAGGACCCUCCUGUCGGUCAGCCUGAACUUUUUUGCCCUGUUCUUCGCCAUCACUGCCUUCAUUACAACUUACUGGUGCGUCGGCACGCAGCGCGUGCCCAAGCCCAAAUGCAGCAAACUGCGGACGCACCAGUGCAUAGACUACGGAGUGAACGAAACGGACCCUAACAAGGUGGUGUACAGCUGGGAGACCGGGGAUGACAGGUUCCUGUUCAGACAGUUCCACACCGGCAUCUGGUUCUCAUGCGAGGAAAACAUCCACGAUGAAAGUGAAAGAUGCCGGAGUUUCAUCGAUUUAGCUCCUGCAUCAGAGAAAGGAAUGCUGUGGCUGUCGCUGGUCUCUGAGAUGUUAUAUAUUUUGCUGCUUAUGGUGGGCUUCAGCCUCAUGUGUAUGGAGUUGGUCCACUCAAGCAACAUAAUUGAUGGGCUCAAGCUCAAUGCCUUUGCUGCUGUCUUCACAGUGCUCUCAGGUCUUCUUGGCAUGGUGGCUCAUGUGAUGUAUACCCAGGUCUUCCAGGUCACCGUUAGCCAUGGUCCACCGGACUGGAGGCCCUACAACUGGGAUUAUGGGUGGUCUUUCUGCUUGGCGUGGGCUUCGUUCACCUGCUGUAUGGGCGCAUCAGUCACCACCCUCAACUCCUAUACAAAGACAGUUAUCGAGUUCAGACACAAGCGGAAGACCUUCGAGCAAACCAUCAGGGAAGAGAACGCGCGUGAGGCGUACAGAUACUAUCGGGGCAACUCCUUGCACUCCAUUUCUAAAUCAGUGGACAUGUAUUCCAAUCAGUCCCUUAAAAGCGGCAGGAGGACUCCCAUACCUGCUGCCUCCUUGGACUUUUGUGACUUUGCAGCAUCUCUUGGGGAAGAACAGUGCUGAAAUAUCUUUGCUGUGUUCACCUCUCAAGUUUUUGCAGGUCUGCUCCAUCUUAUGCUCUUCAACACUGCCUUAAUUGAAGCAGGUCAAGGAGCUUUAAGUCACACUUAAUUCAAGUUGGAGAGGCCAGAAAUAAACUUGGAAAAGAAGGAUCUGCCAUCUGAGGUCCAUGGAAUGCAGUUGUAUCUUCUUUGUGUUACUUAAUACAUUGCAAAAUUAAAGGAAAUGUUGAGUUCAAACAUAUAAACAUUGUAAGUUUCUCUCAGUUUCUUAUUGCCUUCAACUUUGGCAGUUUUAACAGAAUGACAAACAUUAGGCUUUACUGGGUUUUCUUCAUAGUAAGUAAAACAAAACAUUUACUGAACCUGUGCCUGUUCACCUUUUAUUUUCUGGAGCAGAAAAAGAUAAUUGUUAGUCACUAUUAUGCCGUCUAACCAUGAAACCCAGUUUUUAAAAAAGGUAUUUCAAAAAUGGCUUCCAAAAAAUGUUUACUGCAUUUUCUUGACUUUAUGAAGUAAAAGGAGAGUAAACACAUGAAGUAAUUGAGUGGAUAAAUGCUGCCUCUGACUGGCUAAAACAGUUCCCUUAAUUUUCCCUCCAUUAUUAAAAACAAAACAAAGUUGGUUGUUCAGGAAACAUCUGUGGUUGCUAAAACAUGCACAGUUAUGUUAAAACUUAAGGACCAAUACUCAUCACUGUUUGCUCUAAGGGUCUUUUCUGUGUUAAGUUUAAAUGUUUUGUCCAUUCAUGGAUUUUUUCUUUCUGGGUACACAGGCCUCCUGCCACAGUCUGAACACAUCUCUGCUUAGUUUAUUGAUCCAUGUGGAUUGCUAAUAGGUCUUAAGUUUGUGUGAGGGUGGUUGACUGUCUGUGUUGGACUGGCGAUCUCUCACCCAUUGCCUGCAGGAAUCUGCAAGAAUUGAGCACAUAAGGAAAAUAAAUUGAAGCUCGCUUCUUAUUUUGCAAA